Messenger RNA from Lachancea thermotolerans CBS 6340, 2544 nucleotides. It is a transcript of the gene AGE1, whose product is annotated as GTPase-activating protein AGE1. NCBI's taxonomy places the organism in Eukaryota, Fungi, Ascomycota, Saccharomycetes, Saccharomycetales, Saccharomycetaceae. The transcript has a single exon. The record is from RefSeq and is a predicted model, not a curated record. The coding region runs from base 1 to 2544 and encodes 847 amino acids. Gene Ontology annotation, molecular function: GTPase activator activity. Gene Ontology annotation, cellular component: endosome; trans-Golgi network. Gene Ontology annotation, biological process: intra-Golgi vesicle-mediated transport.
AUGGGCUCCAACACUUCGCUGCUCGCGCGCUGCGGCGACGCCCGCCCAGGUCUCGUCGCAGUCGAGCCUGACGGCGGCGAAGCCUCGCUCAAAUUCACACUCGUUGACUACCAGCUCGCGCUCCAGGCUUGCGCCGCGCCUACCCGCUACCGCCUUACCGUGCGCCAUAGCGGCCCGGCCUCCGACCUGCGUUGCGGUGCCCGCAAUGUGCGCGGCUCGCCCUCUUACAUGCCUCUCCCCGUCCAGUACUUAUCAGCUGGCGAUCCCAACCUCGUUUCAGCUUCGGUCUCAAUAGCGGGCUUGCUCGAGUCGCCUGGGCUUUACACCGUCGAGGCUGUUCUCUGCAAAGACACAGUGUUUUCCGCCGCAGUACUGAUCGAGCGUCCACAGAAAAGCAAGAGUGCGGUCCUGCCGACGGCCACGCAGUCGCAUACGAAGCCGCAAGCUGAGCAGACUUCUCAACCUGCGCAUUCCUCAUCAACCGAGUCCGUUCCGCGCACAGAGGCUUCGCUGCAAAAGCCUGGAAUGCCUCCAAGCCCGCGGGGGUCUCCUGCUCCAUUCACCUUCCCCCCUGAUGGCCCGCAGUUUAGGACUCUAAUUGCGCAGUGUGAAGGAAUUGUUCCGCAGCUUAGGACGGACCUUAAGAUGUGCUUAGAACGGUCUUCUCGUGUGUGCGACCUGCUCGCGGCCGCAACAAAGGAAUUAACUGGUCUGAUAUCAAACUUACAAAGCCUCGACACAUUUUCCCCGAGCCUUUCACCUCAUUUCCAUAAAACAGUUACCGCACUAAGGAGCUCGCUGAGCUCUCAAUCUCAGUCUCUUUCACGGCUUGCUUGCCUCCUCCAAAACCACUUUAAUACCCCCGCGCACACAUACGUUACCUCUUUGGAUUCGAAGCAACUGGCUUCGCGCCACAAAAUUUACCACGACCAGGCUAAACUAUUUUACUCUUAUAUGGGCAAAAACCUUUCAAGCGCGGAUUCGGCAAAUCUUUCCAAGAAGAUUCAAUUUGAACUGCACCGUCUUGACUUUUUUAUUUAUUUGACUGGCCUUUUUAAUGGGCCCGCUGCCAGAAAGCUCAUAUAUGAGUGGUCUCGAUUUCCCUCUAGCGUUUUCCCGAAUUCGUCAUCUUCGGCACUGCUCCUUCAAGAGACAGCUCAGUACCAAUCUGAUUUUAAGGCCCGCAAGGCUCAAAUGAACGCCCAGAGAGAGAAAAUUUCUCGGUCAAGGUCUUUUUCCGACUUUUCUGCUCAAGUCUCCACCCAAUCUCACAAGGUAUUCAAAGAAGGCAUCCUGUGGACUUACAAGGGGCAUGGAAAAUCUUCCGGAUGGCAUAAACAAUGGGUUGUCUUGAAGGACUCAACACUCUCGGAAUAUUCAGAUUGGAAAACUCAAGGUAAAAAACUAUCACAUCCUCCGCUCAGCCUCACAUUCGCGUGCAUAAAGAGGCAUGAAAGCGGCAACUACAAUGCAUUCGAGAUUAUAACAACUACUGGUGUGACACGCGCAUUUAGAGCAGAAAGCAAAAGUGACUUGGAUCAAUGGGUCCAGCUCUUACAAAUAGCUGUAGGGUUAGGGACCCAAACGCCUUCACCAGAAGAAGAGUCGGAUACAUUGACACCCUUAAGUAUUGUGGCCAGUGUUGAUAAUUGUAACAAAAUAUGCUGCGACUGCGGUGGCACGAGCCAAGUUGAAUGGAUAAGCAUAAAUUUACUUUGCGUUAUUUGUAUCAAAUGCUCCGCUGUUCACAGAUCUCUAGGCUCGCACAUCUCGAAAGUACGAUCCCUUAAGCUCGAUUCGUUUACUUCUAAAGAGAUUCUAGAGCUAUUAAAAUUUGUGUCGAACAAAAACCUGAACUCAAUUUAUGAAGCUGAAUUGCCCAAAAGGCAGGUUACAUCUGACUCCAGUAAUGAAGAACGCACAGCCUUCAUCUCGGACAAAUACGUCAAGAAAAGAUAUGUUUCGCCACUACAAGAACAAGAGCCCGAAGCAGUUCAGAAAAGGCUACAUCACAAUUUAAUCAAGAGCAUUCACCUCAACAGCAUUUACCUUUUACAGCAGUGUUUAGCUCAGGGCGUCGACAUUAACAGCGUUAAACUGGAUAAUGGUGAAACGGUAUUUCAAUACUCGCUUCAGCAUUAUAUGGGGACUAAGACUGAGCCCAUUUUCUUCAUCACUGAGUUCUUGCUGCUAAAUGGCCUGCAAGUUGGACGGCUUCCGCGAGAUGCAUCAUCUCUUUCGAAGACUGAAUACAACUAUUGGAAGUCCAAAGCCGAAACGAACGGCGUUUACAGUACCAAGCCCCUUGUAAGAAGUGCCACCACUAGAGAAACGUUUAAGAGCAUGGCUAGAAUUGAUACCAGUGGACCUAGCCCUCCACAGUCAAGACAGGCAUCAUCAGCUUCAGAAACGUCAGAUAGUGGUAGUAAGAGAUGGAGCAUCGGAGGCGCUAUGACUUUGUCGUCCCCUGUAUCAGCUUCUCUUUCAACACCCAAGUCGCGCAACAUAAAAUUCCCUAAGCUUCAUGGAGGCAAAAGUCAUUAA